CCUAAGCCUAAGCCUAAGCCUAAGCCUAAGCCUAAGCCUAAGCCUAAGCCUAAGCCUAAGCCUAAGCCUAAGCCUAAGCCUAAGCCUAAGCCUAAGCCUAAGCCUAAGCCUAAGCCUAAGCCUAAGCCUAAGCCUAAGCCUAAGCCUAAGCCUAAGCCUAAGCCUAAGCCUAAGCCUAAGCCUAAGCCUAAGCCUAAGCCUAAGCCUAAGCCUAAGCCUAAGCCUAAGCCUAAGCCUAAGCCUAAGCCUAAGCCUAAGCCUAAGCCUAAGCCUAAGCCUAAGCCUAAGCCUAAGCCUAAGCCUAAGCCUAAGCCUAAGCCUAAGCCUAAGCCUAAGCCUAAGCCUAAGCCUAAGCCUAAGCCUAAGCCUAAGCCUAAGCCUAAGCCUAAGCCUAAGCCUAAGCCUAAGCCUAAGCCUAAGCCUAAGCCUAAGCCUAAGCCUAAGCCUAAGCCUAAGCCUAAGCCUAAGCCUAAGCCUAAGCCUAAGCCUAAGCCUAAGCCUAAGCCUAAGCCUAAGCCUAAGCCUAAGCCUAAGCCUAAGCCUAAGCCUAAGCCUAAGCCUAAGCCUAAGCCUAAGCCUAAGCCUAAGCCUAAGCCUAAGCCUAAGCCUAAGCCUAAGCCCUAAGCCUAAGCCUAAGCCUAAGCCUAAGCCUAAGCCUAAGCCUAAGCCUAAGCCUAAGCCUAAGCCUAAGCCUAAGCCUAAGCCUAAGCCUAAGCCUAAGCCUAAGCCUAAGCCUAAGCCUAAGCCUAAGCCUAAGCCUAAGCCUAAGCCUAAGCCUAAGCCUAAGCCUAAGCCUAAGCCUAAGCCUAAGCCUAAGCCUAAGCCUAAGCCUAAGCCUAAGCCUAAGCCUAAGCCUAAGCCUAAGCCUAAGCCUAAGCCUAAGCCUAAGCCUAAGCCUAAGCCUAAGCCUAAGCCUAAGCCUAAGCCUAAGCCUAAGCCUAAGCCUAAGCCUAAGCCUAAGCCUAAGCCUAAGCCUAAGCCUAAGCCUAAGCCUAAGCCUAAGCCUAAGCCUAAGCCUAAGCCUAAGCCUAAGCCUAAGCCUAAGCCUAAGCCUAAGCCUAAGCCUAAGCCUAAGCCUAAGCCUAAGCCUAAGCCUAAGCCUAAGCCUAAGCCUAAGCCUAAGCCUAAGCCUAAGCCUAAGCCUAAGCCUAAGCCUAAGCCUAAGCCUAAGCCUAAGCCUAAGCCUAAGCCUAAGCCUAAGCCUAAGCCUAAGCCUAAGCCUAAGCCUAAGCCUAAGCCUAAGCCUAAGCCUAAGCCUAAGCCUAAGCCUAAGCCUAAGCCUAAGCCUAAGCCUAAGCCUAAGCCUAAGCCUAAGCCUAAGCCUAAGCCUAAGCCUAAGCCUAAGCCUAAGCCUAAGCCUAAGCCUAAGCCUAAGCCUAAGCCUAAGCCUAAGCCUAAGCCUAAGCCUAAGCCUAAGCCUAAGCCUAAGCCUAAGCCUAAGCCUAAGCCUAAGCCUAAGCCUAAGCCUAAGCCUAAGCCUAAGCCUAAGCCUAAGCCUAAGCCUAAGCCUAAGCCUAAGCCUAAGCCUAAGCCUAAGCCUAAGCCUAAGCCUAAGCCUAAGCCUAAGCCUAAGCCUAAGCCUAAGCCUAAAGCCUAA
Messenger RNA from Bursaphelenchus xylophilus (pine wood nematode), 1597 nucleotides. Lineage: Eukaryota; Metazoa; Nematoda; Chromadorea; Rhabditida; Aphelenchoididae. The record is from the annotation of a GenBank genome assembly.